CGCAGCUGAGGAGUACAGAGCAACAGGGCUUCAGCUCAAUGAUAUGGCAAGUCAUACAUAAACUCCCGUACAAUAUUCGAUGCGCUUCACUCACUGUUGGCAAAUAUCACUUCUUUUCCAUCACAUGCAUGUGAUAUGAAACUCAGAUUUAACCCUUAAUCUUUUUCUUCACUAUGACAGAUCAUGCUUCGAACAUUCGAGUACUGCAGGCAAGCGUUGAUCCAGAAAGCACAAGUGAAUUUCGCAUCCUGAUCGACGACAAAUUUGUCAAAUACAUCACCAUCGAUGCUGGUUUGUAUGAGUGCGAUGAGAUGUGUUUCGGGCCUUCUCUCGUUUCCAUACUACCACCUCUUCCGCGAGGUGAUUGGAAAAAGGGCCGCAUAUCUAGGGAUCUCAAGACUGGUGCCGCUUGCUUUUCUUACAACUUAAUACAACAAAUGGCAGGGAUUACCAGGAUUUGGCAUUCCACUAAAAUCGAUCAUCUGGAUCUCCGCGAAGAAAAGAAGCUACGCUCUAACGUCUAUGAAGUCACCUGUCCCGGCUUCGAUUCGAAAGUCAUCGCAAAAUUCGCCCGCUUUGAAUGGGAGGUGCCGCAUUUAGAGGCGGAGACGACAGCGUACAGCUGGAUAGAUGGCCAACAGAUUGGUCCUGCUUUUCUUGGCCACUUGACUGAGGAAGGGAGAGUCAUUGGAUUCCUCAUGACUCGUAUCGCUAACGGUCGUUACGCCACGAUAGACGAUCUUCUUUUGUGCCACUCGGUUUUAUCAAGACUGCACAAAUUAGGAAUCAAGCACGGAGAUAUCAACAGACACAAUUUCCUGAUCCAUGGCAGAAAGGCAACCCUCAUCGAUUUUGAUAAUGCCUCCCGACUGGCUAAAAAGGAUAAACUAGAAGAGGAGCUUCACCAUCUGCAGGACCAGUUGAAGGAUACAUCCGGAAGAGGUGGUCAAAUGACUGUGAGUAGCCCAUGUUGAGGUUUGUAGCCUGUUUUGUCGGAAGGCUGCUAAACAAAUCGGCUUCUACAUCCUGUAUUAGGACAUGUUAAGGUGCAACAUGUGAAGGGCGCAGUUAAUAUACGUUUCAAUUGACUAUCCUGUUGACGAACAUCUAAAGCUUGAAAAAGAAUAG
Truncatella angustata is the source of this 1128-nucleotide messenger RNA. Its product is annotated as alpha-galactosidase A precursor. The transcript has a single exon. The record is from RefSeq and is a predicted model, not a curated record. NCBI's taxonomy places the organism in Eukaryota, Fungi, Ascomycota, Sordariomycetes, Amphisphaeriales, Sporocadaceae. Bases 174 to 974 code for a protein of 266 amino acids.